AGCAACAUUUUAUAAAAAACUGUAGCACAAAUACGAAUAUUCGGGCAUCCACCAAACACCAACUCCAGCACAAACACAUUCAAAGUAUUGAAGUCACUUUACAAAGUACCCCCGAAACAUCUCGCAAGAAUACCUCCUCAUUUUACCCCAAAAAAAAAAAGAGAAUACCUCCUCAUUUUGAAGCGAAAAAGUAUCAGGCAGCAAGUUCAGAGCCCCCCCACUUGCCCCCAAUGGCCGCUCCGCCGCCGGUGCUCACCCUGGCGGUGGAGAAGGGCCCGCGCGAGGGAGAGACCCGGAGAUGCCGGGUGGGCGCUGCGCUCCGCGUUGGCCGCAUCGCCUCCGGCAACGACCUCGCCGUGCGCGACGUGGGCGCGUCGCAGCGCCACCUUACCAUCGAGUUCCUACCGCCUCCCGCCUCCCGUUGGGCCGUGUCCGACCUCGGCUCCUCCAAUGGCACCUUCAUCAAUGGUGCCCGCCUCCUGCCCUCCGUCCCCGCCCCGCUCUCCCACGGGGACCUAAUCAUCCUCGGUCAGUCCACCGUGCUCGCCGUGUCCAUCGCGCCUGAUUCGGAUGUGAAACCCGGCCCUAGGCGCUCCUCGCGCCGCGCGGCGGCAGUGGCGGUGGCGGAGGAGAAGCCGACCCCAUCCGUAACCCGCCUGAGCACACGGAAGAUGUUGGGGACGAGGGCGGCGGCGGCGCCCUCCGAAACUGAGAAGGGGGGGCCGGGCACAGCGGCAGUGGUGGUGGAGGAAGAGAGCCACCUGGUAGUUACACGUGGUGGCGGACGGAAGAAGGUGGCUGGAGCGGAGCCCCUCGGAGUGGGCAAGGAAGAGAUGGAGGAGGCCGCAGUGGCAACACUCCGCGGUAAGAGGAAGAAGGUUGUGGAGUUCCCUGAACUGGAGAAGGCAGAUGAACAGAAAGAGGAGAAGGCUGCGGUGGCAACACGCGGCAGGAAGAGGAAGAAGGCUGUGGAGUCCCCUGAACUAGAGAAGGCGGAUGGUCGGAAAGAGGAGAAGGCCGCAGUGGCAACACGCGGCAGGAAGAGGAAGAAUUCUGUGGAGUUCCCUGAACUGGAGACUGCAGAUGAACAGAAAGAGGAGAAGGCCGUGGUGGCAACACGCGGCAGGAAGAGGAAGAAUUCUGUGGAGUUCCCUGAACUGGAGACUACAGAUGAACAGAGAGAGGAGAAGGCCGUGGUGGCAACGAGCGGCAGGAAGAGGAAGAAGGCUGAGCCCUCUGAACCGGAGAAAGGAGAUGAGGCUGUGCUGGUGACAUGCCGCGACGGGAGGGAGGUUGCAACGACGGUUGCUCCUCCGCCGCUGCCUCCAAAGACAAGGGUCCAGGGAAGGGUCACAAGGGCUCGUGCAAGGAAGGCUGUUCUUGAGGUGGAGGAGGAAGAGGAGGUGGCUGCACCAAGAGAGAAGGAGAAGAGUGAUAAGGUGGCAGCUGGGGAUGAAGAAGUGGAAGGGACUGCAAAUGCAUUGGAGGAAGUGCCUGUUGCUCAGAGGGGGCUGGCAGGUAGAGCGCCAGAAGGGAUGUUCAGUACUGAGUGCGCUGCUUCUAACAACGGGGGUAAGGAGAUAAAUGAAGGUGGAGGAAAGGAGGAGAAUGGGAAGAUGGAAGCAGUUAACAGCCGAGGAGAGUUGGAGGAUGAUGAGAAGGGCGAGGAGCAUCCUGGGAGAAGCAGCCUGGAUACUAUUACAUUGCGGGAGUGGUUCGAGCGGAUGGAAAGGUGCCUUCCAAGGAUGAUCAAUGAGGCUGCUGAUGAGAUGAUAGCGAAGCUGGAGGAGAAACAUCGGCGCAUCAAUGAGUACAUUUCAGUGCUCGGGAAUAGUUCAGAUCCUUCUUUUGAUCCAUGUAUAGUCAGGAGUUAUGCUCAGUCCAAUGCAGGGUGAUGCCUGGAAAUAACAUUGGAGACAAUAUUUAGUCGCAUGUUUUGCAAACAGUAGAUUUGAGGUAUUACCAUCAUUCACUGGGUGAUGAUUAUUGAAAUUAUUCAUUCCAGCAGCCACACCAGAAGUGCCUGAGAAAUGUUAUCGUUCCUGUUUGAUAGCA
This is a messenger RNA of Hordeum vulgare subsp. vulgare (domesticated barley), 2055 nucleotides long. RefSeq lists its product as uncharacterized. NCBI's taxonomy places the organism in Eukaryota, Viridiplantae, Streptophyta, Magnoliopsida, Poales, Poaceae. Bases 231 to 1895 code for a protein of 554 amino acids. The record is from RefSeq and is a predicted model, not a curated record. The transcript has a single exon. Gene Ontology annotation, molecular function: protein binding; mRNA binding.